AUGACGGAAACAUCGACCCCCACCAAAUCUGCUUGUCCUAUAGAUCAUCGUUCUCGCUCUGGAUUUUUUUCUUCAUUCUCUCGACAAAACACUUCCUCCGAUUCAAAUCUCAAUGCUCAAGGCUGUACGAGUGAUACUCUCGACAAAUCCUCGACACAAACACCCACCUCUUCCCAACGAAUUUCGCUAGACAAUCAACGUGAUGUCUCUUCUAUUCCACGCUGGUCUUCAACUCCGUCCGAUUAUUGGGUUUAUCCCUCAGAACAACAAUUCUUCAAUGCUUUAAAACGUAAAAACCACGAGGCUAGUGAGACAGAUAUGCGAUCCGUAGUACAUAUACAUAAUGCAGUCAAUGAACGGGCCUGGAGCGAGGUUUUAAAAUGGGAAAGGUUGCAUGAAAGCACAAAUAAAUGUGCAGUGAAAUUGAAGAGUUUUCGGGGAAGGCCUGGAGAUUUGAGUUUUAAGGCGAGAAUGUAUGGAUUACUAGGAUAUACAUAUCCCUUUGAUAGACAUGAUUGGAUAAUCGAUAGAUGUGGUAAAGAAGUCCGUUACAUAAUCGAUUUCUAUUCCGGAAAACCUGAUUCCAGGAACCCGCAUUCAGUUAGUUUUUACAUUGAUGCGAGGCCAGCUUUAACAAUAGAAGGUGUAGUUGAUCGAAUACGAAUGAUUCUUGCUUCAUGGAAUUAG
Messenger RNA from Paraglomus brasilianum, 687 nucleotides. The record is from the annotation of a GenBank genome assembly. Lineage: Eukaryota; Fungi; Glomeromycota; Glomeromycetes; Paraglomerales; Paraglomeraceae.